This is a messenger RNA of Penicillium antarcticum, 916 nucleotides long. Its product is annotated as 60S ribosomal uL16 domain-containing protein. The record is from RefSeq and is a predicted model, not a curated record. Gene Ontology annotation, cellular component: cytosolic large ribosomal subunit; ribosome. Gene Ontology annotation, biological process: translation; ribosomal large subunit assembly. The transcript has 3 exons. Gene Ontology annotation, molecular function: structural constituent of ribosome. The annotation marks the transcript as partial. NCBI's taxonomy places the organism in Eukaryota, Fungi, Ascomycota, Eurotiomycetes, Eurotiales, Aspergillaceae.
AAUCCCGUGACUGGCGGGCUCUUUUCUCUCUCUCUUUUCGAACCCUCGACACCACCGACAACCAACAACCAGUUCGCAGGAAGUGCAUUCACCCCACCUCCAGCACUAAAAAUGGCCCGUCGUCCCGCGAGAUGCUACCGUUACUGCAAGAACAAGCCCUACCCCAAGUCCCGGUUCAACCGUGGUGUUCCCGACCCUAAGAUUCGUAUCUUCGAUCUUGGUCGUAAGAAGGCCAACGUGGACGACUUCCCCACCUGUGUCCACCUGGUCUCCAACGAGUACGAGCAGCUGUCCUCCGAGGCUCUUGAAGCCGCCCGUAUUUGCGCCAACAAGUACCUCGUGAAGAUCGCCGGUAAGGAAGGUUUCCACCUCCGUGUCCGUGUCCACCCCUUCCACGUCGUCCGUAUCAACAAGAUGUUGUCUUGCGCUGGUGCCGAUCGUCUGCAGACCGGUAUGCGUGGUGCCUACGGAAAGCCCCAGGGUCUCGUUGCCCGUGUCAACAUCGGCCAGAUCAUUCUGUCUGUCCGUACCCGUGACGCCCACCGCCCCACCGCUCUGGAGGCUCUCCGCCGCUCCAUGUACAAGUUCCCCGGCCGCCAAAAGAUCAUUGUCUCCAAGAACUGGGGCUUCACCCCUGUUCGCCGCGAGGACUACGUUCAGCUCCGCAACGAGGGCAAGCUCCGCCAGGACGGUGCCUACGUUCAGUUCCUCCGUGGCCACGGCCAGGUUGAGGAGAACAUGAAGCGCUUCCCCGGUGCUUUCGAGACUUCCGCUUAGAUGUUGAUGGGUCAUUUCAGAAUAUGAAAUUCAGAACGACAAAAAUACUUGAAUGUGCUCUCUUUACCUGUCACACCUAUUCUUGAUAUCAAUCUCGUGCAAUCGCAAUGAUGGAGUUCUUCCAUGGGUCCUUUUUUAA